Molecule: messenger RNA, 1058 nt
Organism: Glycine soja
Lineage: Eukaryota; Viridiplantae; Streptophyta; Magnoliopsida; Fabales; Fabaceae
Product: adenine phosphoribosyltransferase 1-like
Exons: 7
Coding region: 52-762 (236 amino acids)
Biological process (GO): adenine salvage
Cellular component (GO): cytoplasm; cytosol
Molecular function (GO): adenine phosphoribosyltransferase activity
Source: RefSeq, a predicted model, not a curated record
AUUAAUGUUUAGUUUGUGUGGAAAUGAAAAAAGUGACAAGAAGUGAAGAGAAUGCGGGUUGUUUGUUGUUCCAAUUCAGGCGUGAGUGCUUUCCCUAGUUGUCUUAGAUUCCCUCCACUGAUCGCAAUUUCAACAACACCCUCUUCGAUCCGCUUUCUAAAUUCUCCACCCCUCCGUUCCACUGCUUCGUCGCAACACGUUACAAUAAUGGCUUCGAAGAAUUCUCAACAAGACACGCGCUUAGCGAGAAUCGCCUCUGCAAUCCGAGUCAUCCCCGACUUUCCUAAGCCAGGAAUUUUGUUUCAGGACAUAACCACGCUGCUUCUUGAUACAAAGGCUUUCAAAGACACCAUUGACUUGUUUGUUGAGAGGUACAGAGAUCAAAACAUCAAUGUUGUCGCAGGAGUUGAAGCUAGAGGCUUUAUAUUUGGUCCACCCAUUGCAUUAGCUAUUGGAGCAAAAUUUGUCCCCAUGAGGAAACCCAAUAAAUUGCCUGGGGAGGUUAUCUCAGAAGAGUAUUCUUUGGAGUAUGGAACAGACAAAAUGGAGAUGCAUGUAGGGGCUGUACAACCUGGAGAACGAGCCUUAAUCAUAGAUGAUCUUAUUGCCACUGGGGGAACGUUAGGUGCUGCAAUUAAGCUUCUAGAACGUGUUGGGGUGCAUGUUGUGGAGUGUGCUUGUGUGAUUGAAUUGCCAGAGUUAAAGGGGCGGGAAAGGUUGGGAGACAAGUCGCUAUUUGUCUUGAUUAAUGGGGGAGCCUGAUCUUUUUUCCAAGUGAUUGUGUUUUUAUUAGCUGGCUCUUGUUAGGAGCUUUAUUGAUGACUGCUUAGAUUUCCUUAAGAUAUAUUUUGAUGCUGCGGAAACGGAAAGCGUGCUUUGUUUGAGCGCGCUCAGUUCUGCUCAAUUAUUAUUAUUAUUAUUAUCUUCUGUGAAUCCCGUUUGGUAAUGACGAUUGAGAGAACGAUGUCUAUAAUAUAGGACUUGCUUGCCACUUGGCUGCGGAACAUCCUAAGGGGCUAAGGUUUACUUAAAGGAACGGAACUCCAUCUGAUGCUCAA